AAUAAGAAUGAUUGAAAGACAAUAUGAGGCAUUCGAAUCAAAUGUGUUUGGUAUGGUCUAAGGCUAUCACUGUAAUUUCACCCUUGGGAGUUGGGACGCCAUGUCAUCCACAGUGUGCCGUUGACUACAGACUUCCAAAAACCCUGAAAAGGAGGUUUAAGCCAAGCUUGUCAGACCGACCUCCGGCGAUGAGGGUUUUGUGCUCCGGCAUGGAUAACUCUUUGGUGGCGUUGGAGAAAAUGCAGAACCUGCUCGUCGUGGAACUAAUUCGGUCGGACAUUAGCCACCGGUUCGACAUCACCCUCUUUUCGCCAGAGCCGGGCGUCUUCUUCCUCCGUCACCCGCACUCGCAAAUCUAGGGUAAUUGAAAGUAGCACAUCAUCAAGGUCGUUUGGGUUCUGGAGGAUGGAACUUUGUCAUUGUUGGAGGAGCUUGUAGAAGGCUGCUUCUUGUUCAGAUGGCCACAUUGAAGUCUACAAGCUCCUAGAUCCCUUGGAACUAAAGAAUUGGAAACUUCAGGUUAUUAUUUUGUCUAAUUCAAUCUCUUAUGCAUCUCAACUUGUUGAACUUUUUGAGGAUCCUACAUUUAAUACAAGUUUGAAAGAAUCAUAUUCAAAUUCUUGUUUUCCUUCCUUUCACUCGGGGGAGAGAUGGCUGAGUGGACGAAAGCGUCAGAUUGCUAAUCUGUUGUACAAGUUUUUUGCACCGACGGUUCUUGCAAAUCUUUGGUCUUUCCAAUACUGAAGAAAUUUUAUAAGUGGAAAAUUAAGAUUAAUCCUAAUUCUCUUUGGAUGUAAUGGAAUCAAAGAGAUUUUCUUGGCUGUGAAGAUUUUUUUUUAAUAUAUAUUUAUUUUGGUACUUGUUAAGUCCAUUUGAUGUUUGGUAAAGAAGAAGGGGAAAAAAUCACUCCGUUAUAUUAGGUGCAUCUUGCCCGUGUACCAAAAUAAUGAAAAACAAUUUUUAUUGAGAUACAGUGGCAAGCAUUUGGCACUUAUUCAUUUUUUCCUUUUAAUUUUUGUAUUCUUUGCCAGGGAUGCUCUUUCUUUUUGUUUUGAUUAAUCCAGGAUACUCUUUCUUAUAUGCUCAAUUGAAUGCUCUUUUUCUGUCUCUCUUAUUUAAUAUAAUAAACUUUGAAGCCUCAUAGUUUUUCUGUCCAUCAGAUGUGAUGCACCAUGCAUAUAAACAAAAAAAAAAAAAAGCUAUUAUUAUUGGAAAAUAAUGGCAAACAUUGGGCACAUAUUCUCCUUUUUUUUUUUUUUUUCUGGGAUACUUUUUGUUAUAUACUCAAGUUAUCAACUUUGAUGCCCCAAAGUUCUUCAAUCUCAUCUGCACCUAGUGGUCCUUAAGAAAACUCAAGUCGCUUCUGAAAGUUCAACAGCCAAAACGGCCAUGGAAGACACCCAAAAGAAACCACCGCACGUAGCAAUUGUCCCAACUCCAGGAAUGGGCCAUCUUAUCCCACUUGCUGAGUUAGCCAAGCAACUUGUCCUCCACUACAAAUUUUUUGUCACCUUCAUAGUUCCCAGUGAUGGAUCACUCAUGGAACCCCAUAAGAAACUCCUUCAAGCCUUGCCUGAAACUGUAUCCUCCAUCUUUCUUCCCCAUAUAAGUUUCAAUGACCUUCCUGAGGACACUGAGAUGGAGGCACGGAUCAUACUCAGCUUGAUCCGUUCUCUUCCUGCUCUACGAGAGUCGCUGACGGUCCUAAAUGAUUCGACUCGGUUAGUUGCCCUUGUUGUCGAUCUCUUAGGUGUAGAGGCCCUAGGUUUGGCUAAAGAUUUUGAUGUUCUUCCCUACAUUUUCUUUCCUUCAUCAAUGAUGGUUUUGUCAUCGAUCUUUUAUCUUCCAGUGCUCGAUGAAACUACCUCUUGUGAGUAUAGGGAUUUGCCUGAGCCAAUCAAGUUGCCUGGGUGUGUGCCUAUCCAGGGUAGUGAUCUUGUAGAUGCACUUCAAGAUAGGAAGAAGGAGGCAUAUAAAUUGAUUAUUCACAAUACAAAGGCAUAUAAUAUGGCUGCUGGGAUCAUGGUUAAUAGUUUUGUGGAUUUAGAACCAGGUGCUUUCAAGGCUUUGGAAGAAGGAGUUCAAGGCAAUCCACCUGUUUUCCCUGUUGGACCUCUCAUACGUACCGAUUCAGAGGUUGACGGGUCUGAGUGCUUGAGCUGGUUGGAUAGGCAGCCAGAAGGAUCAGUCUUGUUUAUUUCUUUUGGUAGUGGAGGAACUCUCUCGCAGGAGCAGUUGGACGAGUUGGCUUUAGGAUUGGAAAUGAGCGGGCAGAGAUUUCUAUGGGUAGUUCGGAGCCCAAAGAAAGCUGCAAAUGCAAAUUACUUUGAUGUCCAGAGCAUGAAUGACGACCCCUUUGAUUUUCUACCGAAAGGGUUCUUGGAAAGGACCAAGGAGGUGGGAGUGGUGGUGCAGUCUUGGGCUCCUCAGGUCCGAGUACUGAACCAUGGCUCGACCGGUGGGUUUAUUUCUCACUGUGGUUGGAAUUCUGUGCUGGAGAGUAUUGUUCAUGGCGUGCCUUUGAUUGCUUGGCCACUUUAUGCAGAGCAAAAGAUGAAUGCCGUGUUGUUGGCGGAUGAUCUGAAGGUUGCUUUGAGGGUGAAAUUGAAUGAUAAAGGCCUGGUUGGGAGCGAAGAUGUUGCAGAGUAUGCAAAGGGAUUGAUUGAGGGAGAAGAAGGGAAAAUGCUCAGGAAUAGGAUGAAAGAUCUCAAGGAAGCAGCUUCAGUGGCUUUGACCAAAGAAGGGUCUUCUACAAAAUCACUUGCAGAGGUCGUUCAGAUUUGGAAUACCCACAAAAAUUAACCCAUUCUUUCUCUCAUUGUUAUUCUCUGAAUCCAC
This is a messenger RNA of Ziziphus jujuba (common jujube), 2838 nucleotides long. Its product is annotated as hydroquinone glucosyltransferase-like. Gene Ontology annotation, molecular function: UDP-glycosyltransferase activity. The record is from RefSeq and is a predicted model, not a curated record. NCBI's taxonomy places the organism in Eukaryota, Viridiplantae, Streptophyta, Magnoliopsida, Rosales, Rhamnaceae. The coding region runs from base 1390 to 2802 and encodes 470 amino acids. The transcript is spliced from 3 exons.